Messenger RNA from Pelecanus crispus (Dalmatian pelican), 687 nucleotides. NCBI's taxonomy places the organism in Eukaryota, Metazoa, Chordata, Aves, Pelecaniformes, Pelecanidae. The record is from RefSeq and is a predicted model, not a curated record.
GGAGCAGCAGCUGGUCUCAGCUAUGUUGGGGCCUAUGUCAUUAACACCUAUAAGAGCUACGACAACUUUCUGCAGGACAAGUAUGCUCUGCUGCCAGCCACGAUCAUUAUUUGCGUCGCUGUGGUAAUGUUCAUCAUUGGGUUGAUGGGCUGCUGUGCCACCUUCCGGGAGUCUCGAGUUGGUCUAGGGCUGUUCUUGGCCGUUAUCCUGGUUAUCUUUAUUGCAGAAGUAUCUGCUUUUGUCCUGGGAUUCGUUUACAGAGAAAAGGUAAAAACUGACGUGCAAGGCACAAUGCACUCAGUCUUUGAGAAGUAUGGUGGGAAAAAUCCAGAGUCUACUGUUGUGGAUUACUUGCAAGAACAGCUUCACUGUUGUGGGGUAAAGAACUACAGUGACUGGACAACCACGCAGUGGUUUAAUUCCACCGGUAACAACAGCGUCCCUCUGAGCUGCUGCAGGCAAGAUAUGAAGAACUGCACAGGGCGUCUGGAUCAGCCGCAGGAACUCAAUACGCGGGGCUGCGCAGAGGAGCUGGAGGCUGGGCUGCAGAGCGUUAUCAAUUACGCUAUGCUUGUAAUCCUGGGGUUUGCCAUCGUAAAGUUCUUUGGCAUGCUGAGUGUCUGCGUGCUUACAUGCAAGAGAGAAGACAGUGGAUAUCAGCCUCUUUACUCAGGGGUGUUUGCUUAA